Adineta steineri is the source of this 912-nucleotide messenger RNA. The record is from the annotation of a GenBank genome assembly. Lineage: Eukaryota; Metazoa; Rotifera; Eurotatoria; Adinetida; Adinetidae.
AUGGAUGAUUUUUCAAAAUUUUUUGAUGAUGAAUUUAAUGUUAUCGACUGGCUUAAUCAAGCAUUUCGAUUACAAAAAGAAACAAACCAAAAUGUGGAUAACUAUACAGGAGUAUUGAUAACAAAAUUACAAAUGUAUGUUCAAGAAAUGAAUAAUUCCAUUGAAGAAACAAGUCAACAAGCAAUUCAACAAUUUCCUCGAGUUCUUCGUGAAAUUGAUGUUCUUAGACAUGAAGCUACUUUACUACAAGAACAAAUGCGUACAGUACGUGGUGAUGUUCAAAAAGUGAAUCAAGAGACAGCUGAUGGAAUGCGAAAUUUAAUUGAAUUAGAUUCAGUUAAAAAUCGUAUUCAGCUAGCAUCGAAAGCAUUACAAGAAGCCGAUAAUUGGGUAACAUUAUCAGCUCAAAUCGAUGAUGUAUUUGAAUCAAAAGAUACUGUACAAAUAGCUACAAAAUUACUAGCUAUGCAACAAUCAUUAAAAAUUCUUACAGAUGUACCUGAUUAUGCUGAUCGUGUCAAUCGUUUAGAAACAUUAAAAAAUCGUUUAGAAGCAUUAAUGAGUCCAACAGUUAUUGCUGCUUUUAAUACACAAGAUAUUGAAAUGGCACGAUCAUUUGCACAUUUAUUUCAAUCGAUAGAUCGAGCAGAACAAUUAGAAGAUCUAUAUGUAACAUCCGUUAAAACUCGUUUAGAUGCACGUAUUAGAGAACUUAUUGAUAGUACAAAUAAAGAACAUGAAUUGAUCUUUAUUACAAUUUAUGAUUAUUUAUCUAAUCUUUGGCAAGAUGAAAUACGUUGGUGUACAAAAAUCUUUCAACACCCCAAUCGUGUGACAUUAUCAAUUAAAUUCAUCGACAACAAAUAUCAGCGAAAAAACGACUCGAAAUAUUACUUGCAUGUAAACGGGUAA